This is a messenger RNA of Pecten maximus, 2538 nucleotides long. RefSeq lists its product as uncharacterized. Bases 91 to 1125 code for a protein of 344 amino acids. The transcript is spliced from 7 exons. The record is from RefSeq and is a predicted model, not a curated record. Lineage: Eukaryota; Metazoa; Mollusca; Bivalvia; Pectinida; Pectinidae. Gene Ontology annotation, molecular function: calcium ion binding.
UCCCAAAUUUAACCUUAGCUACUACGUAAACAAUAUGGCGGCAAAGUGUUAGAGACUGUUACGAUUUCUCUGUUUUGUGUCCUGUUCAAAAUGCCUAAAAAGGGGAAAAAGGGAGGAAAGAAGAAGGGAAAGAGUGCCUCAGGUAAACAUGACUCGGAUAAAGUGGAAGGUUUGGAGGCUGAUGCCGGUACAAUGAUGGACAUCACUGAUGCUGAUGGGAAACUUAAACCUGGCAGUGCAGCAGAUGGAAAAGGAGGGAAAAAGAAGAAAAAGGGAAAAAAGAAAAAGAUUUCCACAGCAGACAAAGCUUUGGAAAAGCUGGAAAAGGCUGCUGAUAAACUAAAGGCAAACAAAUUUUUCUUCAUUCCGUUUGUGAAUCGUAUGGAUCGUUGGUUAGCAGCUAAUUCUCGAUUGGCUGUUGAACUCUUUAAGAAAUGUGAUCAAGAGGAAGAAGGAUAUAUCAACUACGAUGAUUUUAAGUCAGGCAUGUUCGACCUUGGUGUUAUCUGUAACAGGACAGAGUUACAUUUACUGGCCAAGUUGAUGGAUAGGGAAAACAGUGGUGACAUUGACUAUUACGAUAUACCUAAAGGUCUACAGUACGUCCGAGAACUGGAGGAGAUGGACAAAGAGGCAGAGGAGGCUGAAAAUAUUCUCGUCAAAACAGACAGAAAUAUGGAACACUGUAAAAAGUGUAAGAUGGGGAUUAAUGGACCCAGCAUGAUUAAAAAUCCCAGGUAUUUGCUACUAGAGUUGGUGUUUGUGACAUUCCACGCAAAUGCAGACCACCCCUGGCAUUUGGAGGAGUUGGUCCAUACCCACAUACCAGUAUGUGGUCUGUUACAACUAAUAGCUGAGCUAACUGGCAUCCAGUCCACCAAACUGUCCCUGUUCAGUGACAAGUCUCGUAAUCGUGAGGCCAUGCUGCCCCCUGAUAUGACCCUAAAAGAGCUAGGGUAUGAGGGGGCCUCUCAGAAUGAACCAGAGGAAACUACACUGUAUUAUGACUAUAAGGUGGAAUUCACAGACUGUCCAGUAUUACUUUGUGAUCAUUAUUUUGGAGAGGAAAUUAAAUUAGGACAGCGUUACAGACCACCUGAAAGAACUGCCAAAAUCAAGAAAUGACAUAAUUAUGCUCCUGUGAUUUAGCUAUAACGUCAACAAGAUCCGUUCCUAAGGAAUUGUGUGUAAUAUCAGCAAAUUUCUGGUUAUCAAGUAAACAUUGUAUUGAACAAUCUCAUGGUGUCAUUUGGUUUGAUCCCAGGAACCAGGACAGCAUACAAUGUAGGCCUAGAUGUCAAACACUUUGGUCCGUAGAACCAACAUAUGUCUAUUCUCAGGCUCAUACAUAUGUACAUGUAGCAACUUCAGUCUGUAGAAUAAUUUAUUAUAUACCCUGGAGUGUAAUAUACACUGGAGUGUUAUAUUUAUUAUAAAUGUCCUACACAUAUCUAGAUCCAGUACUGUGUAUGCAGCAUACACUCAGGUCUGUAGACCCAGAACUGUGUUUACAUCAUACACCCAGGUCUAUAGACCCAGAACUGUGUAUACAUCAUACACUCAGGUCCAUAGACCCAGAACUGUGUAUACAUCAUACACCCAGGUCUGUAGACCCAGAACUGUGUAUACAUCAUACACCCAGGUCUAUAUACCCAGUACUGUGUAUACAUCAUACACCCAGGUCUAUAGACCCAGAACUGUGUAUACAUCAUACACUCAGGUCCAUAGACCCAGAACUGUGUAUACAUCAUACACUCAGGUCUAUAGACCCAGAACUGUGUAUACACCAUACACUCGGGUCUAUAUACCCAGAACUGUGUAUACAUCAUACACUCGGGUCUAUAGACCCAGAACUGUGUAUACAUCAUACACCCAGGUCUGUAGACCCAGAACUGUGUAUACAUCAUACACUCGGGUCUAUAGACCCAGAACUGUGUAUACAUCAUACACUCGGGUCCAUAGACCCAGAACUGUGUAUACAUCAUACACUCGGGUCUAUAGACCCAGAACUGUGUAUACACCAAACACCCAGGUCUGUAGACCCAGAACUGUGUAUACAUCAUACACUCGGGUCUAUAGACCCAGAACUGUGUCUACAACAUACACUCAGGUCUGUAGACCCAGAACUGUGUAUACUUCAUACACUCAGGUCUAUAGACCCAGAACUGUGUCUACAACAUACACUCAGGUCUGUAGACCUAGUACAUCAUACACUCAGGGUGAUACUAUGUGUAUGUGUCGUGUUGGUCCAUAGAUCUUAUUCUGUGUAAAUAUUGUUUAGAUCCAGUAACGAUCGGUGAGUUCCUUUGUUACUGUUAUUUACAUGUUGCCUGGUGCUGGUCAUCGUUGAUUUAUAUGAUGUGUAUGUAGGAUGAUAUGAACAUGUAUUCAGGCACGUAGCGUCCAUGUGAGCACAUAGGCCUGUGCUUGCACAUUGUUUUCUAAAAUAUGUGGAUUUAAAUCAAGAAUGAUAUAUCGCUUGACCUUUGUUCUGACAUCAAUAAAGCUUUUGCGUCUGCACUACUGUAACAUACUGAA